Molecule: messenger RNA, 1046 nt
Organism: Solanum lycopersicum (tomato)
Lineage: Eukaryota; Viridiplantae; Streptophyta; Magnoliopsida; Solanales; Solanaceae
Product: probable plastid-lipid-associated protein 4, chloroplastic
Source: RefSeq, a predicted model, not a curated record
UUAAGAGCCACCAAAUGAAUGGUGGUGUGAAGUAGAAAGUAGAAAGUCAUUCAUUUGCAGCAUUCCCAUGGCCUUAUCCUCACUAUCCCCUCCAUUAACACAUAUUUCUUCAACGAAACUUCAUCUCUCUUUCCCUUGUAUCGUAAAUCCUCAUCCUCAUUCCCAUAAUUAUACCAACCUUUCUCCUCUCAAUAAAAAAUGGCAGACCAACGUUUCUUUCUUCCCUUCUUUCUUCAACAAGAAGACCAAAGACCCUACACCCAUUAAACAAGAGCUUCUUCAAGCCAUUGAACCUCUUGAUCGUGGCGCUGACGCCACUCCUCAAGACCAGCAGAUAAUUGAUCAGGUUUUGCUUCACCUCAUUGCAAUUAUCCAGUUUAGACUUGAAGCUUGCAAUCCAACAAAGGAGCCCCUCAACUCAACUCUGCUUAAUGGAAAAUGGGAACUUAUAUACACUACAUCAAAGUCUAUUUUACAGAUUCAGAGACCCAAGAUUUUGCGAUCUAGAUUGAAUUAUCAAGCAAUAAAUGUAGAUACACUUCGGGCUCAGAAUAUGGAAGGAUGGCCCUUCUUCAACCAGGUUACUGCAGAUUUGACCCCGCUGAAUGCACAAAAGGUGGCAGUAAAGUUUGAUUAUUUCAAAAUUGCUGGACUAAUACCUAUUAAAGCUCCUGGAAGAGCUAAAGGCGAGCUUGAAAUUACUUACUUGGAUGAAGAAUUGAGGGUAUCAAGAGGUGAUCUUGGCAACUUGUUCAUUUUGAAAAUGGUUGACCCUUCUUACAAGGUCCCUACUUGAGAUUGCUACUAUCAACUUUAUAGAGUUACUAAUUAGUGUCACAUCUUAUAUUAUAAUAUUAUAUGCCAAGUCUGUGCAAAGGAUUCACAAGCAUUUUCUCUCUUCAAUUUAACUACUGUACAAAAUUGCAUUAAAAAACUUAAGUAAUUUCAAACUUGUGUAUAUGCAGCUUUAUCAAAAUUUCUUGUCAUAAUCAACAUGACCUAGUGUUGUGUACAACAACAAAACACAUUUUUCUUCUGUUCAUCUA